Messenger RNA from Menidia menidia (Atlantic silverside), 2850 nucleotides. NCBI's taxonomy places the organism in Eukaryota, Metazoa, Chordata, Actinopteri, Atheriniformes, Atherinopsidae. The record is from the annotation of a GenBank genome assembly.
UUGCUAAGUUAUGUAUACAUUAAUAUUUUUCUAUGUUGCAGCAAAGGGAAGACUCCACGGAAGCCUGGGCCGAAAAAGGCAUCCAGCAUAGAGAAGGAUCCAGUGGGAGUUUACUGCCGUAUCCGUCCACUUGGUACUGAAGAUGAGGAGUGCUGUAUUGAGAUGAUCAGCAGCUCCACGAUUCAGCUGCAUGCUCCUGAUGGCCUGAAAGCCAACCGUAAUGGGGAAUACAAGGAGACACAGUACUCCUUUAAAAAAGUGUUUGGUAUUAACACCACGCAAAUGGAGCUAUUUGAGGAUGUGGCCAAGCCUCUGGUGGAAGACCUCAUUCACUGUAAAAACGGUCUGCUCUUUACAUAUGGCGUUACUGGAAGUGGUAAAACCUUCACCAUGACAGGCUCACCGGGAGAAGGUGGCCUCCUCCCACGUUCUCUGGACAUGCUUUUCAACAGCAUCGGCCCUUUUCAGGCCAAAAGAUUUGUGUUGAAACCCGAUGACAAAAAUGGAAUAGAAAUCCAGGGCCAGGUCGACGCUCUCCUCGAGAGGCAGAAGCGAGACAGUCAGCAGUCGGUGCCCAAAACGCCGUCUUCCAGGCAGAAGGCUGACCCAGAGUUUGCAGACAUGAUCAGCCCGGCGGAGGCGUGCAAAUCUGAGAGCAUCGAUGAAGACUGUUCUUACAGCGUGUUUGUGUCCUACAUCGAGAUCUACAACAACUAUAUCUAUGACCUCCUGGAAGAUGCUCCCUUUGACCCAAUCAGACCAAAACCGCCUCAAUCCAAGAUUCUUCGUGAAGACCAGAAUCAUAACAUGUAUGUGGCUGGCUGCACUGAAGUUGAAGUCAAAUCUACAGAAGAAGCUUUUGAAAUCUUCUGGAAAGGACAAAAGAAAAGGAGGAUAGCAAACACCCAGCUGAACCGUGAAUCCAGUCGCUCCCACAGCGUGUUCACAGUGAAGCUGGCCCAGGCACCACUCGACGCGGACGGGGACCACAUUCUGCAGGACAAAAACCAGGUGAAUGUGAGCCAGCUGUGUCUGGUGGACCUGGCUGGCAGUGAACGCACCAGCAGAACCAGAGCGGAGGGAAGCCGGCUCCGUGAAGCAGGUAAUAUUAACCAGUCUCUGAUGACUCUGCGCACCUGUAUGGAAGUCCUGCGUGAGAACCAGAUGUGUGGAACUAAUAAGAUGGUGCCGUACCGGGACUCAAAAGUUACACAUCUCUUCAAAAACUACUUUGACGGAGAGGGAAAAGUUAGGAUGAUCGUGUGUGUCAAUCCCAAAGCUGACGAUUAUGAAGAAACAAUGCUGGUGAUGCGCUUUGCAGAGAUGACCCAGGAGGUGGAGGUGGCUCGGCCCGUUGACAGGCCGAUCUAUAGCCUUCCAGCAGGGCGCCGGCACAGAAACCAGGCGUUCAGAGAUGAGCUGUCACGCCGCCUGGAGGAAAGAGGAGGUCCAAGUAAUGCCGAUGACCCAGCUCUGCUGGAGCAGCUGAUUGAGAGCCUCCCGCCCUUGCCUCACUGUGAGCUGCUGGACCCGGCAGAUGACCAGACGCUGCCCCGCCUGAUCGAAGUCCUGGAAAGGCGCCACCGUAUCCGCCAGAUGAUGACCGAGCAGUUCAAUCAAACUGCCAAUCAUCUGCAGACCAUGCUUCAGAGGUUCGACAGUCAGCUCAGCGCUAAAGACACCUUCGUCCAUGACCAACAAAGCAAACUGAGUGAGAAAGAAAAAGUCAUCGUCAGCCAGAAAACAGAGAUUGAACGUUUGGAGAAAAAAUCCAAGACGCUGGAAUACAAGAUCGACAUCCUGCAGAAAACCACAGACAUGUACGAGCAGGACAAACGCUCCCUGCAGCAGGAGCUGGAGACCCGGGAGCAGCGGCUGCACAAAGAGCUCUCCGACAGGAGGCGCAUGGAGCAGCGCAUGCAGGGCAUGGUGACCGACACCAAACUCAAAUGGGAGAAGGAAUGUAACAAGCUGUGGGUGAAGGAUGAGAAGCUGAAGCAGCUCAAAGCCAUAGUGACGGAGAGCAGCGGCGGGGUUCCCUCCGACCGGCCGCAGAAGCCCGAGCGCCCGUCCAGAGAAAAGGAUCGCAACAUGGCCCAGAAGCGCUCCGCCUCGCCAUCGCCACUUCCUGAUAUGAGCCACACUCCCUCCCACCUUAACCCGUUCACUAUCAGAGCAGUUCAGGACCCUUGCCCUUCUUCCCCCCCCUCCUGCUCCUCUUCCUCUUCAUCCUCCUAUCCCUCAGUAGCCUCCUGCAUCUCUGAUUGGGAGCACAAGUUCCCAGUAGACUCAGUUAGCCACCCAGGGACCCCCCAGGUCAGGACUCGGACCCCUGCCCCGGGCCACAGCAGCGUGGGGCGCAGGAGAGGCCAGCGCUGGGCUCCAGACGCUGAGGCCCCCGCUGCCACUCUAGUCUAUCGGCUAGACCUUGAGGCAGGCACAAGGACGGCUCCUCCGGUUCGGCCCACGCACAGGCGCUCGCGCUCCGCGGGCGGGGACAAAUGGGUAGACCACAAACCGCCCUCUAAUUUGGACCUAGACACUGUAAUGCAGCCAAUCGUUCCCAAUGCGAUCAAGGUGUCGACCCCGAACGAGAAAGCUCUGUCGAAAUGCCACAAGUAUGUGCUUCGGCAUCAAGAGCUUGCCUCUGACGGGGAGAUCGAAACCAAACUGAUUAAGGGCAAUGUUUUUAAGACCAGAGGUGGAGGGCAGGCUGUGCAGUUUACUGACAUCGAAACACUAAAGCAGGAGUGUCCAACAGCACCAAGGUACCGCAUUAACCCAGGAAAAAUACACCACGAAAUCGUCUGUAAAAGAAUGCAAGUGUUAAGGUUUCAGCAGACAUAUUGA